Molecule: messenger RNA, 1525 nt
Organism: Callorhinchus milii (elephant shark)
Lineage: Eukaryota; Metazoa; Chordata; Chondrichthyes; Chimaeriformes; Callorhinchidae
Gene: hmces
Product: 5-hydroxymethylcytosine binding, ES cell specific
Exons: 7
Coding region: 179-1171 (330 amino acids)
Biological process (GO): DNA damage response
Molecular function (GO): single-stranded DNA binding
Source: RefSeq, a predicted model, not a curated record
GCGCCGGCGCUGCGUGAUGACGCAAAAUGCUGUGGUGACGCAGCGCGCGGCGGGUGGAGAGAGACGGCGACGAGCGGAGGGGGAGGAGGAGGUUACAGUGUGGAGAGGAGAGAGAGAGUGAAGAUUCGUUCAGAGGCACAGUGUGUGGGGAUCGGAGUGAAGGACGGUUAGGAGCAGGAUGUGUGGGCGCACAGCAUGCACCCUGGCUCCCGAGGAGAUCGCCCGAGCCUGCGCCUUUCGGGACAAACUCGGGAGGCGGAGGAAUCCCGACUGGAGAGACGGAGAUCAGGAUAAGUACCGACCCUCGUUCAACAAAUGCCCACAGUCCAACAGUCCGGUCUUGGUGUCCAGGAAGCACUUUGAGAAAGACGCAGACAGCGCUGAGCCUGUCCUCACCGCCAUGCGCUGGGGUCUCGUCCCCUCCUGGUUUCGGGAAAGUGACCCAUCCAAAAUGCCGUACAGCACCAGCAACUGCCGGAGUGAGGGCAUGACCCAGAAGAAAUCAUACAAGGAGCCGCUCUUUAAGGGGCAGCGUUGUGUGGUGUUGGCCGAUGGGUUCUACGAGUGGAAGAAACAAACUGGGCAGAAACAGCCGUAUUUCAUCUACUUCCCGCAGAGCUGCAAGAAAGAGGAGACGGAUGGUGAGGAUGAGCCCGAGGAGUGGCAGGGCUGGCGUAUGCUGACCAUGGCCGGACUGUUUGACUCUUGGCAGCCACCAAACGGAGGGGAACCACUUUACACCUACACUGUCAUCACAGUGGAUGCUUCGAAAGCAAUGGAUUGUGUACACGACAGGAUGCCUGCUAUCCUGGACGGGGACGACGCCGUCAGGAAGUGGCUGGAUUACGGAGAGGUUCCCGUGAAGGAGGCUGUGAAACUGAUUGAACCAACGGAGAACAUCUCCCUUCACCCAGUCUCCACCGUAGUCAACAACUCCAGGAACAACCUUCCCGAGUGCAUUAAGCCCAUAGAGCUGGGAGUUAAAAAGGAAGCCAAGCCAACUCCAAGCAGUCAAAUGAUGAUGAAUUGGCUGAAGAACGGCUCCCCCGUAAAACAAGAGAAAUCCCAGUCUGCCGAGGCCGAAAGUCCGAAGAAAAGCAGCGUGGGUUUGAUGCAGAUGUGGCUGAAAAAAUCGGAGGAACCUGAAGCGAAGAAACCACGGACAGCGUGAGGUAUGGAGGAGAGCUGGUCUGGCCGCUCAGCUUAUUUAUCAUAUGUUUAAAGAACAAUGUAAACUUGUUGGAGUUUGGAGAGAUGUGGUGCUCGCUGUUAUCGGGCUGAUAGAGAGUUGCUUACUUGCAUUUUGUUAAAAUAUUCUCUUGGGAGUCGUAGCUUGGCUUUCUGGACUGUUGCUUAUAAAUGGAUUGUUAAUUGUUACAGAAACGGUCUCUGCUUUGGGCAAACACAUUCAGGUUAAAGUUAUUUUCUUGCCAGCGAUUGUGCGCGGAACAUAUUUGCACCCCUGUACUGAUGAGCAUUACUGCAGUUGCAUUGCAUUCCAAAUAAAUCUACCCUCGAACCUUGA